Messenger RNA from Doryrhamphus excisus (bluestripe pipefish), 5120 nucleotides. Its product is annotated as low-density lipoprotein receptor-related protein 8-like. NCBI's taxonomy places the organism in Eukaryota, Metazoa, Chordata, Actinopteri, Syngnathiformes, Syngnathidae. Gene Ontology annotation, biological process: receptor-mediated endocytosis. Gene Ontology annotation, molecular function: calcium ion binding; hormone binding; protein binding. Gene Ontology annotation, cellular component: apical plasma membrane; signaling receptor complex; plasma membrane. The record is from RefSeq and is a predicted model, not a curated record.
UACCGCGGCUGAGACGGCUUCUCUACAAGCGGAGCUCUUUUUUACGGGCUUUGUCUAGUGGACGUGAAUGAGCCGCAUAUCACCUCUUCCGGAAAUGUGGACGGACAUGAGGAUAUUGUUACUUUUUUACACGGCAAUGCCGAGGCUUCUCACCUCAGAAGUGACGGAGGAGUGCGAGGAUGGACAGUUUCAGUGUAACAACAAAAGGUGUAUACCUACACUGUGGAGGUGUGACGAUGAUGACGACUGCUCCGACAACAGCGAUGAAGAAAACUGCCCCAGGAAAACAUGCACCCCUGCAGAGUUUGCCUGCUUCAAUGGCCAGUGUGUCCCAGGGCGAUGGCGCUGUGAUGGGGAACCAGAAUGUCCCGACGGUUCUGACGAGGCAGAGGAGACUUGCAGCAAACAGACUUGCCCACCAGAGAAAUUUGACUGUGGGGGAUCCAAUAAGUGUGUCUCAUUGUCAUGGAGGUGUGACGGGGAGAGGGAUUGCGAGAACGGGGCGGAUGAGGAAGACUGUGCAUCUGAUGCCAAAGCCUGCCCGACUGGCGAGUUUAUGUGCGCAAACCGUAAGUGUUUGGCCGCCGUCUACGUGUGCGACGGCGACGACGACUGUGGAGACGGCAGCGAUGAGCUCAAGUGUACUUCGCCUCUGACCUGCGGGCCCAACCAUCUGCGUUGUAACACCUCCGAGUGUGUGCCACUCAUGUGGAGUUGCGACGGAGACCCCGACUGUGCAGAUAGUUCCGACGAGGGGCCGGAACGCUGUGGUGUGGAUGGCGUCCAUCUGGCUAACCGUAGGGCCAACUGCACUGCGGAGGAGUUCCGCUGUGCCAACGGCGAGUGUGUAAGACUGAGCUGGAAGUGUGACGGCGAUCCCGACUGCAAGGAUAAGUCCGAUGAGUCUGAUUGCCCCUUGCUGACGUGCCGUCCCGAUGAGUUCCAGUGUGGCGACGGUUCUUGCAUCCACGGCACCAAGCAGUGUAAUAAGGUCAACGACUGUCCCGACCAUAGCGAUGAAUCAGGCUGCGUCAACGCCACCAAAUGUGAGGGGCCCCUGAAGUUCCAGUGUAAGAACGGGGAGUGUAUCGAUAGUUCCAAAGUGUGUGAUUCUGUUAAGGACUGCAAGGACCGAUCAGACGAGCCCAAGAAAGAGUGUGGGCUUAACGAAUGCACGAUCAACAAUGGCGGCUGCUCCCACGUCUGCACGGAUCGACCCAUUGGAUUUGAGUGUCAAUGCCCUGCCGGCUACCAGCUGCUGGACAAGAAGACUUGCGGGGACAUUGAUGAAUGUGAGAACCCGGACGCCUGCAGCCAGAUCUGCAUCAACUACAAGGGGGAUUUUAAGUGCGAGUGCUAUGAAGGCUACGAGAUAGAUCCAGUCACAAAGACCUGCAAGGCGGAGGGAAAAAGCCCGUACCUACUGUUCACGAACCGACAUGAGAUUCGACGUAUCGACUUGGUAAAGAGGGACUACAGCCAGGUGGUUUCCACCCAGAAGAAUGCCGUUGCUCUAGAUCUGGAUGUGGCCAACAACAGGAUCUUUUGGUGCGAUCGUUUUCAUCGGAAAAUCUACAGUGCCUUCAUCCACGAAGCGAGUGACCCGUCUCAGCAGGUACAACUGGUGGAUUCGUCUCUGCAAACCCCGGUGGGUCUUGCUCUGGACUGGCUGCAGCACAACCUUUACUGGGCCGAUUCGGGCGACAAAUCCAUCUCGGUAGCCUCGGUGGACGGCACCAAGAGACGCGUCCUCAUCAACACUGACCUGAGCGAGCCCAGAGCUAUCGCGCUGGAUCCACAUCACGGUUUCAUGUACUGGUCAGACUGGGGAACAAGAGCCAAGAUAGAGAAGUCCGGGAUGAAUGGAGUGGACCGGCAGGUGCUUGUUGCUGAUAACAUUGAAUGGCCCAAUGGCAUCACACUGGAUGUGGCCAACCGCCGUCUAUACUGGGUGGACUCCAAGCUGCACCUCAUAGCCAGCGUGGACCUGAAAGGAGCUCAUCGUAGAACACACAUGGCCAGUGCGGAGACGCUGGGGCACCCCUACGCUCUGGCUGUGUUUGAGGAUCGUAUCUACUGGACAGACCGAGACAAGGCGUCAGUCUUCAUGGCCAACAGACUGACAGGUCAGGACGUUCACACCUUGGCUGAAAACCUCAAUGACCCCCACGACAUUGUGGUCUUCCACCAGCUCCGACAGCCGCAAGGUCCUGACAGUUGUAAUCUCGGCAGCGUGGCCAAUGGAGGCUGCGAGUAUUUAUGUCUUAAAGCUCCACAGAUUACAGAGCACUCUCCUAAAUACACCUGCGCCUGCCCCGAUGGACAAGACCUUGGUCCUGAUAUGAGGGGCUGUGUGCCAGCAGAACCUCGAAACGACAUGCCUCCAACAUCCUCACCAGCUCCGCCUUCACCUGCUACCGCGGCAGCUGCUCCCAAAGACUUCCUCCCGCCUUCGGAGGGAGCCUCGCAGGCGGACGCCACGCCUCUUUUGACCACAUCGCCUCUUGACACCCUCGAGCCCCACACGUCCCUCAGCACCCUGAAGGCGGUGUCAUCGCAGGAAUCCAAGGCGCUGGGGUCUCACUCCACCGCCACUGUGACUGUGGAGUCCACCACGCCUGGGGGGGACAGCAGCGUGUCACAACACUCUGGAGGUGAGCAUUUCAUCCUGGGUGAGAAUCUGACAGUGGCUGUUUUAGGAGUGGUCAUCCCUAUUGUUCCUAUCGUUGCCACAGUGGUUUUCGGCCUGGUCUGCGCCGGGGUCUACCUGGUGUGGCGGAACUGGAGACGCAACUCCACCAAGAGCAUGAACUUCGACAAUCCCGUCUACCGUAAAACCACCGGCGAGGGCGAGGAGGACGAGAUCCACAUCGGUCGGACUGACGCCAUCGGGCACCACGCGCACCACCACCACCCGUACCCGCAAGCCGUCGGUAUGGGAGUCGUCGGCGCUGGGGGUGGAACCUGCCCGCAGUUCAUCACCUUGCCUCUCGGGGGCAGCAUGCCUGAUCCGGGGACUCACUGGUACACGGAGCAGCCGAUGCUCGCCGCUGCAAAGUGAAGCAACAGGAAGAAGGAAAGAUGGCCGCCCCCAGGCACACGCACACAUGAUGACGACAUAUCAUCAAAUAUUAUCCAUACUGGUUUUCCUAACUGGAUGAAUUUGGAUCUAUUUUUCUCCGAUGAAUCAUCCGAUCUUAUGCAUUCAUGGAGCGUGUGUGCGCCACAUAUUUUGUAACAAAUCCGAUGAGUGUUACGUUCUUUGUUACGUUGUGUGACAUUGAUGGGACAAUCUGUACAGAUUCACCACAGAAUCGGUCGAUAUGUAAAAAAAAAAAUGGCGCCUUUUUGUGUUUUUUUUCGUUGUUACUUCAGCGAUUCAUUUCUGCCACUUAUCCUCACGAGGGUCGUGGGGGGGGGGUGCUGGAGCCUAUCCCACCCUGGACUGGUUGCCAGCCUAUCACAGGGGCACAUAUAGACAAACAACCAUUCACACUCACAUUCACUAACCUAGCGUGUUUUUGGAAUGUGGUAGGAAACCGGAGUACCCGGAUAAAACCCACGCAAACACAGGGAGAACAUGCGGAACACUCCACACAGAGAUGGCCAAAGGUGGAAUUGAACUCGGGUCUCCUAGCUGUGAGGCCUGUGCACUAACCACUCAUCUGCUGUGCAGCCGUUUUCUCAUAUUAUGUUGACAAUAUUUCAUAAUAGCAGUGUAAACAUGACUAUAGGGUUGUUAUGUCAUGUCUAGAGGGCUCAAAUUUUGUAUAAAACCACAUUUAAAAGGCUGUAGACAGGUUUUCUAAGCCCCCAAAAUACAAAAAUAUUGUAUUUAUAAAUAAGGAAUUGUCUGAAAUUCACUUACCACGGUCAGAUCAGGAACCAAUAAAUGAUAAACGAGGGAUUACUGUAUUGAAAAAGAUGGGCUUUUGUAACAAAUCCGAUGAGUGUUACGUUUCUUUGUUACGUUGUGUGACAUUGUGGAGCCGCGUUGAUGGGACAAUCUGUACAGAUUCACCACAGAAUCGGUCGAUAUGUUUUAAAAAAAAAAAGGCGCCUUUUUUGUGUUUUUUUUCGUUGUUACUUCAGCAAUUCAUUUCUGCUGCUUCCUCGCCGCCGGUCCAGACCUCGACCUUUCAACACUCGGAAAAGUGACGAUACUGCACGGAGCAGAAAGAAGCCCCCCCCCCCUUACACAAUUCCCUCUUCACUGUGACUUUUAAAUGGUACAAAGUGUGAAAGCAGCAAUACAUCACAAUGAGAGUAUUCUAUUGAUGCUGUUUUUCUAGUCGAGAGGAAGCGAUGUGCUCGCCACCGCCAAAUAUAAACAAGCAUGAUUAAUUGCAUCACAAUGCAGUCACUGUUACACACACACAUGUUUGAGCCCCCAGCAGGUGGCUGCAGAUAUCACAAAACCACCCCUGACAGCUCAAAUGUGUAUGUGUGUGUUUAUGUGUGUGUUCGCUAUUACGCACGUGACUGCCGAUAUAUUCAUCCCACAGCCAUAUUUGAACAGUUUUUAAUGCUCUCUGUUGCACAACCCUCUCAGAAUGCCUUGUGUGUGUGUGUGUGUGUGUGUGUCGCAUGGAUGGAGUGACGAGGGUGUUUUUUUGACUCAUUGAUGUGUAAAUAUGUUUUCAUAAGGUUUUUUGAUAAUGUACGAUAGCCUACAGCGAUGUAAAACGGACCAUGUAUAUAAGAUUUUAGAUAAAUUGAUGACAGGUAUAUUAAUUUAUUUGUACAAAGAGAGCAUUGCAUUUCCUGCUUGUAAGAAAAUCCAAAUUAUUCACCAAAAAGCCGUCUGUGUUAUUUCUUAUUGUGCAUCAUUUUGCGUUUUUUUUCUAUGUUAAUUCAUAUUAAAAAAUACUGUGCCCCACUCCCCCUCCAAAAAAAAACACUUUUUUGACAUUUCACAUACCUUGGCGUUAAUGUUUUAAAAAAAAAUAAUAAUAAUGUUUGUGCCUUGGUUUGUUUGAUUUUGGUUGUUGUCAUGAGAACACUGGCUACUUGCAAAGACUAACUUUAUUGAAACCAAACUGGUUCCACUUCUGUGAUGUAUUACUUUUGAAUAUCUCUAUAUAUUGAUACAUAAAGUUGGACUGAAAGUUUUCAUAAUG